CUUUCUCCAUAACAAGUAGAUUUUCCAUGAUAAUGGGGAACCACAAUUUGGUUCUACCAAUCUUAGCACUUUUCCACUUGGGGACAUUGCUUAUUUCUCUGGCAUGUCCUUACUGCCCAUACCCAAUUCCUCCCCCCCUUCCACUCAAAUUUCCACCAAAACACCCCCCAACUGUAAAGCCGCCAAAAACACCACACCAUCCCUCACCCAAACCUCCCGUCGUAAAACCACCAACACACGUGCCCAAACCUCCUAAUGUAAAGCCGCCGUCGAAACCUCCCGUAGUUAAGCCACCUUUCACUCCCAAACCUCCCUUUGUAAAGCCGCCACGGAAACCUCCAGUAGUUAAGCUACCUUUCACUCCCAAGCCUCCCAUUGUGCACCCACCAUACAAACCCACACCCACGCCUCCUCUAUUGCCACCACCAUCUGUGCCAAAACCACCCAUCAUCAAACCACCACUCCCACCAAUAGUCACGAAGCCUCCACCCGUCCCCGUAACACCACCGGCGCCACCAACUGAAACGCCGUGUCCUCCACCACCACUGUGUCCUCCGCCAUCACCUGCACAGCAAACUUGCCCCAUUGAAACCCUAAAACUGGGUGCAUGUUUGGACUUGUUAGGACGUCUUAUACACGUUGAAAUUGGCAGCAGUGCUAAGGACACUUGUUGUCCAGCACUAGACGGACUUAUCGACUUGGAUGCAGCAUUAUGCCUUUGCACCACAAUAAAGGCUAAGCUUCUGAAUAUUAACAUCCUUAUACCAAUUGCCCUUGAAGUCCUUGUUGACUGUGGCAAAACUCCACCCCCUGGUUUCCAGUGCCCUGCCUAAGAUGAAUAAUGUGCAAAAGGACGAAGAAUUACCAGAACACACUCGUCAGUGUGGUUGCUGUUGGAAAAACGCUCUGGCAAACAGUUAUAGAGGAGUUCCACAAUAUACCAAUUAGAUAAGGAUGGUAGAUAAU
Molecule: messenger RNA, 966 nt
Organism: Olea europaea var. sylvestris
Lineage: Eukaryota; Viridiplantae; Streptophyta; Magnoliopsida; Lamiales; Oleaceae
Product: 36.4 kDa proline-rich protein
Exons: 2
Coding region: 27-833 (268 amino acids)
Source: RefSeq, a predicted model, not a curated record